AUGCACUAUGUUCUUAUGUUCUACUCUUCGCUUUUACAAGGUCGAUUUUGGUACGUUCUUUCAAAAAAGUCUUCACCGUCUCGCUUACAGGUGGAAAUGCAGGCCGGGGUGUAUGUUACGAACUUGAGCGACAUUAUGGUCAGAAGUUUGUUUGCGAGGCGGGUGUCAUCAUUAUGUGGUCCAAGGCGACCCAUUUUGAGGGUGGUUCUUCCCGUCAUCAUCAUAAUAUUUUCUAUUGUUGUCUUUGGGAUCAAACGGACGGACUCAAUUCUCAAAAUAAUGAUGGCCUUCAGUAUUAAUACUGGGCUUUUGACAAGCAUUUGUGCCGUUGCCUGUCUCGUAACCUACGCCAUAUGGCCUCAGCGCUUCAUCUUCAUGGGAUUAUAUUUCGCCUUGAGCAAACUAUAUGUUAACUCCCUUCUUGCGUCGCUGAAUGCCCGCCAUUCUCUUAGCAGGAGGGAUCGAGCAGACUCUACUGACUGUGAUGUUGGAAGGACACCUAUUGUCUUCCCCAUGCAUAUGCAGAGCACAUUUUCCACCACCAAAGAAGAUAAUACCCUCCAACACACAUUUUCAACACCAUGA
Molecule: messenger RNA, 585 nt
Organism: Psilocybe cubensis
Lineage: Eukaryota; Fungi; Basidiomycota; Agaricomycetes; Agaricales; Agrocybaceae
Exons: 11
Coding region: 1-585 (194 amino acids)
Source: RefSeq, a predicted model, not a curated record